UCUCAUCACAGUAGUCUCCUGUCUCUUUGCUCCUCUGUCCUCCAGAGCUCCCACAGCAACAUGUCUGGAAGGAGGAGGAGGUUCUGGCUGAGCAGCAGCUCUGUAUUCAGGAGAGGAACUCCAGUCCGGACCAAGAGGACCCAGAGCCUCCACAGAUUAAAGAGGAACAGGAGGAACUCUGCAGCAGUGAGGAGGGAGAGCAGCUGGUACUGAAGCAGGAGGCUGAUGCCUUCAUGCUGACUCCUGUUGAUGAGGAAAGUGAGCCCAGUGAAGACCACACUCUGGACUUUAGUAUCCGUGCAACUCAGAGUGCGCUGGAGGAAAAGCCUUUAAGCUCCAUGUCAGCUCAAAGCUCUGUAGUAUCAGAACCAACCAGUGACCAGCAGCUCCUCUCUCACAACUCUCAUGAAGCUGAAAGCCAAGAUCAGAAAGGAGGCGAGCCUGGAGACUCAGGAUCAACUAGAGAUGCAGAACCAGAACAACAGAACCAACAUCACAAAAGCAAACGCCACACUAACAAUGUAUAUAACCCAACUACGGCAACGAUUCACCGUAAAACUCACACAGGUACAAAGUCUUUCAAAUGUGACACGUGUCAGAAAGCUUUCGAAUAUAAGUCACAGUUUCAGAGACACCUGGUAAUCCACACAGGUGAGAAGCCGUAUAUCUGCAAGACCUGCGGGAAAGAGUUCAGACUUAAUGCUCCCUUGAAACGCCACAUGAGAAAACACACAGGUGAGAAGCUGUACCUCUGCAAGACCUGUGGGAAAACAUUAUGUGACCUUUCAUCACUGAAAAGACAUACAAGAAUCCACACAGGUGAGAAGUCGUUUACUUGUAAAACAUGUGGGAAAGAUUUCAGACUUAAUGAUAGCUUGAUAAUCCACAUGAGAAUCCACACAGGUGAGAAGCCGUACCUCUGCAAGACCUGCGGGAAAAGAUUCCGUUUCAAUUCAGCAUUGACUAAACACAUGAGAACUCACACAGGUGAGAAGCCGUACCUUUGCAUGACCUGCAGGAAAAGUUUCGGUGACAGUUCAUCACUUACAAGGCAUAUGAGAAUCCACACAAAUGAGAAGUCAUAUGCUUGCAAAACAUGUGGGAAAGAUUUCGGAAGUAGCAGUUACUUGAAAGACCACGAGAACCACACAGGUGAGAAGCCGUAUAUUUGCAAAACAUGUGGGAUGGAUUUCAGAUCUACCUGUAACUUGAAAUUCCACGAGAGGAAGCACACAGGUGAGAAGCCGCAUCACUGCAGCACAGAGGAUCCAGUUUUAGUCACAAAAAAUGUUUAGAAAAGCCAGAUGAUAAAUGCUAGGUACUCGACAGAAAAACAUGUAGAAGACGGAAAAAAUAGUGUCUGCUAGGGGAGGGAAAAUGGAUUCAUGUAAAAAUCAAGAUUCUUAUUUUCUAAGAUUCUGAAUCGAUUCAAAAGUUCCACAGAUGUAUUUUUAAAAAUGUUUUUUCUACAAAAGAACCUAGAUAUGGCUACUGAUGGACAGUAAUCAUACACACCAAGUCAAAGUUGUUUUGAGCAUUAUUGUGUAAUUUGUU
Sebastes umbrosus (honeycomb rockfish) is the source of this 1554-nucleotide messenger RNA. RefSeq names its product zinc finger protein 37 homolog. Gene Ontology annotation, molecular function: DNA-binding transcription factor activity, RNA polymerase II-specific; RNA polymerase II cis-regulatory region sequence-specific DNA binding. Gene Ontology annotation, biological process: regulation of transcription by RNA polymerase II. The record is from RefSeq and is a predicted model, not a curated record. Lineage: Eukaryota; Metazoa; Chordata; Actinopteri; Perciformes; Sebastidae.